GACGACUUUGUCGGCUACAUUUUCUCCACAGCAGAAUAAAUGGGCUUGAUCAGCAUUUUUACUCAAAGAAACCCAAUCAACAGUAAUUUUUGUUAAGUUGGACGCCAUUGUUACCAAGAGUCAUGGUUGCUUCAGCCAUGAAGUGGGUUAAGAAAGGAAUCAAAGAGAACAUUGAAAGUACAGCCGCUGAAGAUGAAGGGCGUUUCGAUAUGCUUGGACUCGAAGUUGGAGAUACAUCUUUCCCAAGUCACAGAAGAGCUCAAAGAAGGCCAAAAGAGAACAUUUUCAAAUCAACGUUUCUUACCAUAUCUGUGAUAGUUAUUGUGACACUUCUCGUAUUGUUCUUUCCCCACGGGUUGGGAAGUUUCAGCAGGAAGCAAGUUAUUGAUGAUUUUCAACACGAGACCAAGUGCAAUCAGUCCUGCCACAUUACUUUAGUGGAAAGCAUACCUGAGGGAUUAGUUUAUCCCAAUCAAACUAUUCAGCCAUCUAUUUUUGAUAGUUGGUUAAGGCUAAUUGACAUAGCCGAGACUUCAAUUGAUAUUGCCUCUUUCUACUGGUCUCUCAAAGGUGAAGAUGUUGUUCCUCAUCCUUCAGCUUGGAAGGGAGAGAGUGUAUUCAAGCAACUGAAGGAAGCCGGGCUUGAGCGUGGCAUUCGAAUCCGUGUUGCCCAAAACCAGCCUUCGAAAUCCGCUCCAGAUGAGGACACAAGUGUGUUGGAAUCUUUGGGAGCCGCCAUCGUGCGUAACUUGGAUUUCAAUCGCUUGAUUGGAGCCGGAAUUUUACACACAAAGUUGUGGGUGGUAGACGGCAAGCAUUUCUACGUUGGAUCUGCCAACAUGGACUGGCGUGCCUUAACCCAGGUUAAAGAACUGGGAGCCACCGUUUACGACUGCCCAUGUUUGGCCAAAGACAUGUCAAAAAUUUUCCAAGUCUACUGGGCUUUAGGUGAAGAAAACGCCACGAUUCCGGACGCUUGGCCACAGGACUUGGCAACUCACAUAAAUCACACAAAUCCUUUGACGGUUGAUUUCAAUGAAACGACAUCUUCCGUCUAUUUAGCGAGCUCUCCCCCGCAACUGUGUGCAGAUGGACGGACAACAGAUUUGCAAUCUGUUUUGCACACAAUGGAACAGGCUCACCAGUACAUAAAUAUUGCUGUAAUGGAUUACAUCCCAGCCAUGCUGUACAGCCCUCAUCACCAAUACUGGCCAGUUAUCGACAACCAGCUAAGACGGCUAGCUAUCGACAAAGGCAUCAAAAUUCGGUUACUGGUUUCUCAUUGGAAACAUACCACACCUGCCAUGGCACCAUUCUUGAAAUCUCUGGCUGACAUUUCAAAAGUUUAUCCAAACGUGGACGUUCAAGUCAAAAUCUUUGUCGUUCCUGCCUUCAGUCCCGAUCAAGAGAAAAUACCAUUUGCUCGAGUCAACCAUAACAAAUACAUGGUGACCGAUAACGCUGCUUACAUAGGGACGUCCAACUGGUCUGGCGAUUACUUUAUCAAUACAGGAGGUGUAGGACUGAUAGUGAACGGCACUGGGCAAACGACGUUGCAGAGCCAGCUGAAGGAGGUUUUCGAUCGAGAUUGGAACUCUGCCUACUCUCACCCACUGGAUAGCAUCAGCGUCUAUUAAAAAAAAUAAAGAAACGAUGUUCCCAAAGAUAGUGUGAGUGUGCCAAGCAAACGGCAACAGUGUUGAGCCGUAUCUAUUUUCUCUCCUUCGUCUAUUUCUUUGUGUGUUAAGAGAGAAGAAAGAUUUACACCGACAGAGCCUGGACUCUACGACCCCCAUAUAGCACUCGAAUGUUCCAACCCUACUACGCCCCUCUUUCUCUGUCGGGAGGAUAUUCAAGUUACACACGCGCGCAUAUACACUACUACCCCGGGGUUUAUGAAUAACACAGGAGAUAAAUAAAUCGUUUCGGUUUUUCCGACACGGUACACAAACACGCUCACACGAGAAAAAAUAAAAAUACAAAUAUAACUGAAUAA
Molecule: messenger RNA, 1996 nt
Organism: Daphnia pulex (common water flea)
Lineage: Eukaryota; Metazoa; Arthropoda; Branchiopoda; Diplostraca; Daphniidae
Product: 5'-3' exonuclease PLD3-like
Exons: 10
Coding region: 123-1637 (504 amino acids)
Molecular function (GO): catalytic activity
Source: RefSeq, a predicted model, not a curated record